This is a messenger RNA of Triplophysa dalaica, 1748 nucleotides long. It is a transcript of the gene adtrp1, whose product is annotated as androgen dependent TFPI regulating protein 1. Gene Ontology annotation, cellular component: membrane; endomembrane system. The record is from RefSeq and is a predicted model, not a curated record. The transcript has 6 exons. Bases 2 to 757 code for a protein of 251 amino acids. NCBI's taxonomy places the organism in Eukaryota, Metazoa, Chordata, Actinopteri, Cypriniformes, Nemacheilidae.
GAUGCCACCUGACAUAUGCAAAAUGGCUUCCUCCAUAAGUCCAGGUCGAAAAUUUUGCCUGUUGGUUCAUUUGACAAUUUUUUCAUGGUAUUUAUUCACGUUGUGGACCAACUGCUCUCUGCAAACUGCAGACAGACAUCCCGGUGUGCGAUCGUAUGGAGGUCGCUGGAAAUAUUUAACGUUUAUUAAUCUGGUCAUGCAGACUGUGUUAUUUGGAUUAUGCGUCCUAGUGGAUGUAAUUCACUUCCUCCUGCCUGUGACACAGACUCGCAGUGGAGUUCCUGUAAUCUUCACCACAGCCAGAGACUUUUACUUUACUGUUCUGUGUUUCCCUGUUGGCACCUUUGUGUUUGCUUCUUUCUGGACACUCUAUACUUACAACCGAGAGCUGGUCUAUCCCAAAUUCUUAGAUGAUAUCAUUCCCGUCUGGCUGAAUCAUGCAAUGCACACAGUAAUCAUGCCUCUGCUUCUGGUCCAGAUUUACCUUCAGAAUCACAAAUACCCCACUCGUACGAAAGCAAUUGGAGCUUUAGGUUUAUUUGCCAUCCUUUAUUUGUCAUGGGUAUUGUGGGUGCACCACGCGUCAGGCAUUUGGGUGUAUCCCAUCAUGGCUCACCUAAGUCCUUCGGGUUUGUGCCUUUUCCUUGGAGGUGCAUCCCUCACCAUGGCUCCUCUUUAUCUGUUAGGAGAGGAGAUCAGCCGUAUGAUCUGGAGCACAACAGGGGAUCAUCAGAAGAAGAAAAAGAAGAUGCAGUAGGAAGGAAUACUGCAUUCCACUAUUGCCAGUGCAAGCUGUGCAAAACAGGAAAACAUAGGGAAAGAUGUAUUUUAUAAAAAGUUAUUUGAAUGGCACCAAAUAAAGGGUACUAAAUGUGAUGCAAUAUUUUUUACAAAAAAUAUUACAUUUUAAAUGUUCCAUAUAACUAGUGUUUUUUAUUAUUAUUUCCGUUUCUGUAAUAUCCAAUAAUGCUGAGUAAUUCAAUAGUUAAUGGCCAGUUAGUGAGCCUUUUUUCAAUUUUCUCAGAUUUUUCAUAAUAUGACUUCUAUGAAUAUGUGUGACAAUAGGAAAGACUGUUUGUUUCUGUGAGGAAAGUCCCCAAUAUUAAAUAAGAAUUCAUAUACUGUAAUUAUUUUUAUUUGAAGGGGUUCUGUGAGCGGUUUUAUUUGUUGAUUGAAUUCAUUGGUGAAUGUUCACAUUUUAGGGAUACUUGAAUGACGGAGUUUAACCUGUGUGACCUCGAAUAAUCUUGCAUAUGAAGCCCUUAAUGUGAUUUUCUGGCUUUGCUAAGAAUUUGAUGGUGGAGGCAUUUGAGUUCAUUGGAGAGAUCAGUAUAUCAUACACUAACAAAUGCUUGGUCAAAUAUGCAAUAGAAUUUUCUAGGAGGUUAUUUCACAAGGAAUUUGUUGUUUUUAUAUUUAAAUAGUUACUGUAAAUUUCUCCAUAUUUAACGCAAUCACAAUUUUUUUUUCUUUCUAGUGUAACAGUAGCCUAAUCUCUGUCCUCAGUACUGUAUAACACAAAUUAAAUUUAAUUCCAGAGAUGUUCUUUGCAUUCAUUAUAACAGUAUUCCUAUUUGAGCCCUUUUAGUCCAAUUAUAUAGAUUCUGCAAAUGUUUUAUUAAAAUAUUGAUUUUCUUGUUUCCUCUAAAAUGUAUUACCUUUAAAAGCCUAAUUUGUUUGAUCACCUGACAACUUUUCAAAUGGCAGUAAUAAUAAAAUAAAAUUGCUGAAAUACUGGUUCACUGCGA